CCGCUCGUGUCAGGAGCAGCGCUGGGCACGGAAGGGCAGAUAACGGUGUACUGUGCCUCGCCCACGGCGCCGUGCUACCGCUGCCUCUUCCCCUCGCCGCCUCCCACCUCCGCCUGCCAGCGCUGCUCCGAUAGCGGCGUGCUGGGCGCAGUGCCGGGGGUGAUAGGCGUGUUGCAGGCAGUGGAGGCGGUGAAGGUGGUGGCGGGCGUGGGGUCGCCCCUGUCAGCGCGCAUGCUCGUCUACGACGCCCUCGCCGCCUCCUUCCUCAACGUGAAGCUGCGCAGCAGGGCGCCAUCGUGUGUGGCGUGUGGGGAGGGCGCCAGCAUGACGGCACACAGCAUCAGCGCCUUCGACUACCAGGCCUUCACCUCCUCGCCCUUCCACGACCAGGGCCCCAAGUCCCUCUCUCUCAUCCCUCCCAGCCAACGAGUGCCGCCCGCCACUCUCCUCGCCGCCCGGCAGCAGCGCCGCCCACACGUGCUGCUGGACGUGCGGCCGCCCCACCUCUUCUCCAUCGCCCACCUGCCCGGCGCCAUCAACACGCCCCUCGCCACUCUGCCGGCCGCCCUGGACGAGAUCAAAUCAGCCGCCCGGGCAGCUGCCACGUCAGCAUCGUCCACAUCAUCACAGCAGGCACCUGCAGCGCCCGGUGAGCAGGCGGCAGCGGCAGAGGAGCAGCAAGGAGCUGGGCGUGGGGGGGAGGGAGGGGUAGGGGCGGAGGCGGCGGUGUUUGUGGUGUGCCGGCGGGGCAACGACUCACAGAGGGGGGUGGGAGUGCUGAGGGAGGCGGGUGUGGGGUCGGCUGUGAGUGUGGACGGUGGCAUGCUCGCUUGGGGGGCUCACAUCGACCCCUCCUUCCCCACCGUCUGA
Molecule: messenger RNA, 870 nt
Organism: Closterium sp. Naga37s-1
Lineage: Eukaryota; Viridiplantae; Streptophyta; Zygnematophyceae; Desmidiales; Closteriaceae
Source: the annotation of a GenBank genome assembly